UGAUCCAACGGCACAGGUUGUGCUCUGCGUUCCUCUUGAAAUUCGCCUAGCUGGCCGUCGUGAAUUAUUGUUAUGCCUAAGCCUUAGACACUCUUUUCUCUUAACGUAUUUACCAUUUACUCGCCUUAAAAAAUAAAAAAUGAAAAUUAUCUGUAAAUAGACAAGUCAGGAUUGCAAAAUAUGUUUCAAGCAAAAAGUUCACCAUUCGGCCAAACACCAUUUGGGCAGCCAUCUACUACAGGCUUUAGCCCUCCUGUUUUUGGGUCAACGCCAAACACCGGUCUCUUUUCUGGAGCAACAACUCAACAAUCUGGCCUAUUUGGCAGCAGUACAGCAACCCCGGCAUUUGGGCAAACCCAAACUACAACCCCAGCAUUUGGUGGAUUUACAUCCACUAGUUCGGGCACUGGUCUUUUUGGCAACCAACAAAAUGUAUCAAGUGGGUUAUUUGGAUCCAGCACGACACCAGCUUUUGGGCAACCGAAGCCUGCUUUCGGUGGUUUUGGGACUCAACAAACUGGUGGAUUAUUUGGGCAACAGCCACAACAGAAUCCAGUUCAACAGACUUCCCUAUUCGGCCAGCCAGCUACUCAAUCUGCUUCCGGACUUUUUGGAUCUUCUAGCUUUGGAGCUGGUACAGCAGCUGGAGGAACAACCAUUAAAUUUGUACCGGUCACUGGCACUGACACCAUGUUGAAAAAUGGCGUCAGUUCAACAAUUAAUACAAGGCAUCAUUGUAUAACUUGUAUGAAAGAAUAUGAAGGAAAAUCAUUAGAGGAGCUUAGACUCGAAGACUAUUUGGCUAAUAGAAAAGGCCCACAACAAGGCGUUCAACCUGGUCUAUUCGGUUCGACCAAUCAGCCUUCCCUUUUCAGCACCAACACCAAUACAGGUACGACAUCGACAAGUCUUUUUGGUGGAGAAAAUAAAAGUUUGUUUGGUGGAACAAAUCAAGGGUUUGGUACGGGAAUGACUAACACUUUUGGGGCAGGAACAUCAGGUAGUGCAUUGUUUGGUAAGCCAUCAGGAACAGUAACAGCAUUUGCAACACCCGCUUCAACUACAUCAAAUACAUUUGGUUUUAACACAAACACAACAACCAAUCCUUUUGGGGCUCAAAAACCAUUUGGUGCUACAACUCAGCCUGGAUUAUUUGGCUCAACAUCCCAACCAACCAGCUCAUUUGGUACUCAGCAAACAGGAUUUGGAACAAGUUUUCAAAAUCAAACUGUGCAAAAUGGUGGUAUUUUUGGACAAAAUAAGCAACCAUUCCCAAUGGGAACAACAAAUGCGUUUUCCUUCAAUCAGCCAGCUAGUUCAGGAACAUCAACAUCUAUAUUCGGCAAUAAACCUGCCACUUCAGGUUUCGGUACAUUUGGAUCUACAUCCACACCUGGAACGGGAUUUACAGGAACAAAUUUUGGUGCUACAAACCAAAACACAUCUUUUGGAACUAAUUUUAAAGCACCUGGCACGACUUUUAAUUUUACUACGCCAACAACAAACACACUUGGCGGUGGAGGUCUUUCCCUUGGUGGAGGAUCAUCACUCUUUGGAAACACAUCCAAACCUGGGGGGUUGUUCAAUCAACCAAGCACAGGUCUUUUCAGUGGAUGUUUAGGAAAUACCAACAGCAAUUUCAAUACAGGUUCAACUGCUCUGGGAGGAUUAGGUGGAACUCAACCAUUCAGCUUGGGCAGUGGUUUUGGUACAGGACAGAAUACUAACCUAGGUACACAAUCAGGGCAGAUGAACAGUUCCAUCAAUCAUCUCAUGGUAUAUGGAUCUAGCCCAUUUGGGGACUCGCCCAUUUUUAAAAAUCUUCUAACUCCAACUGGAAAGGCGGAUGAACUGAUAAAGCCGACAAGCCCAGCCACCCAAAAAGCUCUCAUAUCAGGACAAAAUUACAAAAUAUCUCCAAAAAAUAACACCAAAAUAAAAGUAAAAUCUGUUGAAUCCAACUAUCUAACAAAGAAGUCACUUUUUGAUGGCCUCGAUGGAGAGGAGGAAGCGACAAAUGAAGUUCUGGGUCAGGCUGUAAGACCAAGUCCUAAACGUCUUAUGUUCAAGCCAAGAUCACUAACCGACAUAUCAAUAACACAACGAUCGAGCCUCCCUGGUGCUUCAAAUCUAAUAAAUGAAAUGUCACCAGUGAUAAAAACAAGUCCAAAAGUCAUGUUUAAAACAACUGUGUCCAGCAAUUCUCCAGCUGAUAACAGUCCUCACGUAAAUUUAAUGAAAGCACAGUCAACACCUAAAUCCUCACUAGUGACUAAAAAGACUGAUUCUACAAAUUUUGAUAAUACAAUAGAAGAGUUAAGAUCAAAAAGUAAUACUUCAAAUCCACAAAAUGUUUCAAGUACAGACAAUAAAGAUGUUUUAUCUACAACUUCUAGCUCAGAUUCAGAGAUGGAAGAUACUGUACCACCGGAAAUGGAUGGCACUACUUCAGAGCAUCCGACAGGAAUAGUUUUAAGAAGAUUAGGUUACUAUACAAUACCAUCAUUGGACGAGCUGGCCGAACUCAUGGAUAAUGAAGGCCGGUGUAUCGUUGAUAACUUUACAAUUGGUAGACUGAAUUACGGCAAUAUAUUUUAUCCUGAUUCCUUUGAUGUCGCCGGACUUAAUUUAGAUGAAAUAGUUCAUUUCCGUCACAAAGAAGUUGUUGUUUAUCCCGAUGAUGAAAAAAAGCCUCCUGUAGGCAAAGAUUUGAAUCGAAGGGCCCAAGUGACAUUGGACCGAGUCUGGCCUGUUGAUAAAACGACAAGACAGCCUGUAACUGAUCCAGUUAGGAUUUCGUUGUUAGAUUACGAGCGUAAGUUGGAAAAUGUUUCAGCAAAACAUGGCACGAAAUUUGUUGAAUAUCGUUAUCAAACUGGUUCCUGGGUCUUCAAGGUUGAUCAUUUUUCAAAAUAUGGUAUAAGCGAUUCUGAUGAAGAAGAACUUCCAGCUAAUCCACAGAUGCCAAAAAUUCAAGAUAGCCAGCAACUUCUUAUCAAACAGCAACAGCAAGCAGCAAAAAUUCCACCAUCCACCUUACAUUUUCAAAAACAGUUAAGUAGUAAUCUAACCUCAACUGCCAUGAUGUUAGGUGAAGAGGAUGACGAUAUGGAUGACGGUAUUACAAAUCCUUAUGACCUAGACGGAGAUCUCGAAACUUCAUUAACACUCUCGCAGAAAUAUGCAAAAGAGCUGAGAAAACAAAAGGAGCUCCUGUCUCAUGAAAGUAUAGGAGAUAAAAUCUUUAGUCCUACAAGUAACUUAGCUAAAGAAUUGGGAUCUUCAUCACAUAAAGUCCAACUUAUGAAGGCAUCUUUCUUUGACCGGGGAGACUUUGAAAUAGAUGGAGAAUUUCUCAAAUACGAAGAUAUGGAUCAGCCAGUCAAUUUUCAAGUCAAUGGCUUUAGUUUUGAUGCAAAGAAACUUACACAGGCUUAUAAGUGGUAUAGACAAAAUGAAAUGUUGCUCGGGGAUGAUCUUGAUCCUAUGGAAGACAAAAUCACUUCUCCCUCUGAUCUAUGUCGUUCAGAGUCUCCAUUGGCUGAGAGUGAAGAUAACAGAGCCGUUCAAGAAUUUUCAUUUGUUGAAGAUAUUCCAGAAAUUGAUGAGCAAAUAUCUCCUAAAACUUACGUAUUAGGACAAAGGAUUUCUGUUCUCCCAUACAUCAAGUCGUCUUGCAGCCUUCAAAACUCUAAAUGUCUCGUCGACAUGUCAAUUUUCCGUGGCAGGGGCUUCAAGGUCUCGUGGGGCCCACGUUCACAACUUAUUGUGCUCAGCAGUGAAAAUUCUAACUCAAAAGAAUUAUACAUGUCAAUAGAUGGGAGAAAAACUGAUGACAAUUCAUCUUAUGUUCUCGAACGGCACAGUCUGUACGAUGUUAAUGCUAAAAGUGCUGAUGUUACGUUUGAGGAGACAGUGUUACAACAUCUAGAAGUUACUUAUUCACAGAGCAUUCUGAAUGAUAACAAUGGAAAUCCUCAUUUUACAUUCAAACCUGGAACUGGCACACUCCAAAAACAUUUCAUCGCCUCUAAAAAACUGGUGGAAAGGUUAUCAGACCAAAAGAAAAACUAUGUAAAAAAGUAUUUACAGUUGUCAUGUCAUGUGUGGGGUCUUUGUGUAGCUCUGUGGGGAGAUCUUGAAUGUUCUGAAGAUAGCCAUGAAGGUAUAAUGCAGCGAAAGUAUGCAGUUUCCAGUUGGCUUGAAGAUGUUCUUUCAAGUUAUUCCGAAGAAAAUGUAAUAGAUGAGAAUAAUACAGUUUUUGCUUACAUGACAGCUCAUAAAAUCGAUAAAGCUUGUGAAGAGGCACAGAAAAAAGGUGAUCAUCAACUUUCUUUGCUAUUGUCUCAGUGCCAGAGCACUCCAGAAAUAAGAGACAUGAUUGAAAAGCAAUUAAUUCAGUGGAGGGAAACAGAAGCUGACAAACAUAUAGACAUUCAGAGACUCAAAACUCUGAUGCUCGCAGCAGCCCUUCCUGUCCACAGGACGAGCAGUCAGACAUUGAAUGCAUGCGAAGAUUUAAAUUGGCUACAGGCUUUUGGAAUUCACCUUUGGUAUAUUAAUUCAAGAGUUGCAUCUGUGACCGAUGCUUUGUUAGCCUAUGAAAAUGCUUAUAAGAAUGAAGGCUAUGCUUCAAAACCAAAACCACAUUAUGAAGAUGAAUAUGUCAUAGAAACUAGCCAUGAAAAGGAAAUUAAUGAUAUAAUUUAUCAUCUCUUGAAAUUGUUCUCGGCCAAAUCUCAUCCUCUUGAACAGUUGUUGAACCCAACAACUUACUCUCCAGAACCUCUAGAUUAUAGGCUAAGUUGGUUUCUGAUGAGGACACUAGUAGAAUUGGGAUAUGCCCAUUUAUCAUUGUAUGCUAUGUCAUUAAUUCACAUUAGCUUCUCAGCUCAGCUUGAAGGAGAAGGACUAUGGCAUUGGGCCGUCUUUGUCUUGAUGCAUAUUAAUGAUGAAGAAAUGAGGGAAAAGGCAGUAAAGGACAUAAUAAGUAAACAUGUAUCAAUUGAAGACAAUGAUGAAAAAGAAAUGUUUCUCAUGCAAAAGUUAAAUAUUCCUUCUGAAUGGAUCUAUGAAGCCAAAGCGAUACUCGCUUUAAGUUUAAAAAGAUAUCAUGCGUCUGGCAAAUAUUUUUUGAAAUCUCACAAUUGGAAUCAAGCUCAUAGUGUGAUUAUGAAACACAUUUAUCCAAAAGCGAUAAUAUUAUCAAACCAUGAUUAUUUGGAAAGUCUUUUGAAUGAACUCGCCAUCGAUGAGCGGCACAAGGAAGUAACUAAUUGGAAUAGAAGUGGAUAUGUUGUGCUGAAAUACCUCCGACUGAUGAAGAGGAUGGGCGAUUUAGUCUCUAGCAAGAAUGACGAUUACAAAAUAGGGACGCUUCAGAUUGAACUUCAAGAGCUCUUUCUUGGGCUGAAACUGUUCAAACGUUCCGAUCCUCUUGAGAAGUUGAGUCUGGAGGUGAUGGCAAAAAGAACUGUUGACCUAGCACUUGAAAUAGCGUUGUCCUUCCAUGGAGUCGACACACCGGCUGUCUUACAGUUUACAGAGUUUAUGCAUGAUUUGCCAAUGCCACAGGAAGACAAAACCGGGAAAUGGCUUACCGUUGUUGAAUUUUGGAACAAGGCAAAAUGAAUUUUCUUGUUGUUGUCUUUUAAAAUUCCUAAUAUAACCAUUCUCACAAUUUUACCUUAAAAUAAUAAAUGUGUAAAUAUUU
Messenger RNA from Cimex lectularius (bed bug), 5713 nucleotides. RefSeq names its product nuclear pore complex protein Nup98-Nup96 (gene Nup98-96). Bases 181 to 5631 code for a protein of 1816 amino acids. The transcript is spliced from 26 exons. Gene Ontology annotation, molecular function: structural constituent of nuclear pore. NCBI's taxonomy places the organism in Eukaryota, Metazoa, Arthropoda, Insecta, Hemiptera, Cimicidae. The record is from RefSeq and is a predicted model, not a curated record. Gene Ontology annotation, cellular component: nuclear pore cytoplasmic filaments; nuclear pore. Gene Ontology annotation, biological process: protein import into nucleus; post-transcriptional tethering of RNA polymerase II gene DNA at nuclear periphery; RNA export from nucleus.